Messenger RNA from Gilbertella persicaria, 774 nucleotides. Its product is annotated as cytochrome c oxidase subunit IV. The record is from RefSeq and is a predicted model, not a curated record. Bases 127 to 597 code for a protein of 156 amino acids. Gene Ontology annotation, biological process: mitochondrial electron transport, cytochrome c to oxygen. NCBI's taxonomy places the organism in Eukaryota, Fungi, Mucoromycota, Mucoromycetes, Mucorales, Choanephoraceae. The transcript is spliced from 3 exons.
AAUACAGUGACCCCCGCCUACAAAUCAUCAGAAAAAAAAAAACUCACCAUUGAGUUUUCAAGAAAAGCGGUCUUUUUUUUUCUCUUUCACUUCUCCCCUCUCUCUUUCUUACUGAAUUACACAAACAUGCUUCGCACCACUGCUGCUACUCGUACUAACCUUGCUCGUGUUUUGGGCCGUCGUAACGCUUCCACCAAUGUUGCUGUUCAAAACCUUGAAACUCGUUGGAAGACCCUUUCCACCGCUGAACAAAACACUAUCGCCAAGCAACUCGAAGAAGCACAAAAGGGUGAUUGGAAGGCCCUCUCUUUUGACGAAAAGAAGGCUGCCUAUUACAUUGCCUUUGGUGCUCAUGGUCCCCGUGAACCUUUGACCAAGCCUGGUCAUGGUAUGAAGGUCUUUGGUGGUGUUGUUGGCACUCUUGUUGCCUCUGGUGCUCUCUUCUACGCUAUCCGUGUUGGUGGUCAAGAAACUCCUCGUACCAUCAACAAGGAAUGGCAAGAAGCUACCAACGAAUAUCUUAAGAGCCAAAACUCCAACCCCAUCUUUGGUAUUUCUUCAGAAGGAUACAAGGGCACCGGUUAUGUCAGCAAAUAAACACUCUAUCAUUAUUAAUCUCCAACCUACAGAAAAUUUUGUAUAUCACGUUUUAGACUUUCUUAAACGUUUUCUUUAUGUUUGUUAUAAAGCUUCAUUCAAAAAUGGGUUUCAUGUGGUAUGCACAUAUAGUGUUUGUAACCAAAAAAAAAAAAAAAAAUCAGAACAUAAAAAAAA